GUUGACAAGCCAUCCACUCGGAAAGCCCAAGCACUACAUCGGAGACCAAACCCAACGAGCGUUACAAGCCGCGCAGAUGAAAUGGAGCGAGUUCGAGGACAUGAAAUCAGACAGAUCCACAACACCUGCAGUCGCUCGGCCGUCGCGUGUCCUACAAUGGCCACAAGUUCUCGAAUGGGUCGACAGCGGAUUCCUCGAAGCCUUGCUGAGGGAAGGAACCCAACCAGGCGAAGAGACACAGCUCAUCCCUGUCGAAGACAUAGCCGAAGCGUGCGUGCAAGCGGUACACGUCGUGUCCGGCGAAAGCACGCACCGCAUCGUCACCCGCCUGAUCUCGCAACUACACAAGUUCGUGGAUGUCUUCGGAACACUACGUAUCGACGCCGCGCAUCAUCUGGAUCCCAUGAAAGCCCCGGCAUCGCAAAUCGCAACGGUGAGGCUGCGAUCGUCGUUUGCGACGAUGUCGCGAUUCGGUCGAUUGCUCGCGCUCUUGCUUUCGUCGUCGGCGUCGAUUGCGUCGAGCUUCGCUGAGUCGCAUGGCUUGACGCUCAUCCUUGAGCUUUACUCUCUCCUUGCUCACAAACUCCCCACAAAUGUUGGUGCAUUUGACAUGGCAAACUUUGACGUUCAAGAUGAAGUUUUACCCGGUGAAGUUUAUGAGCCCCACUUCCAUCAAACCAAGACAUGCAAAAGUCAUGUAUCCCACCAUCCUAAACCUAACCCUAAACCACAACCAUUGUGGGUUAAUCACCAUGAAAACAAACGCAAGUCUUCAUCUAAAGCAACCAUGCCUUUGACCAUAGCAGCGCACGAGGUAUCUGUAUCUUCACCAAUCUUGCAUAGUUUUUUCACAAGGAACUUGAUGGUUGUUGAAGACGCAGCAAGAACAGAGAGCAAUUCGGAAUCCAACUUGUUGCAAAAGAAACAUGACUGUGUGGUGGCAGUUGGGGAUAACAAAUUGGGGUCUGUGGGUAAAAGAGAUGAUGACAUAGAAGUGGAUUAUUUCCCAUUGCUUACAUUGGAAAGAGUCAUUGGUAUUAUUUGGCGGACAAAGCUUUCUUUAUUGCAAUCGUUCAUAAGUGUGUGGGAGUCUCAAAGCAUAUUCAUGAACAAGUGUAAAAUAGAGAUGAAGCACAUGUUUUCACAGGAAACGAAGUCGGUGGAGUUUCUUUCAUGGUUCCUUUCAGAUCUCAUGGAGGGUCAUUUGAGUACUUUGGGAUUUGCUCAUGUUUGUGAAAGUGUCACAAAAUCAAUCUUCAAGGUUAUUUGUUUAUUAGACAAUGAUUUGUUGGAGAAUGAUGCAUUUGCAUGGCAUCAUGUCCAAAAGAUUCAAUGCAAUGCUCAGUACAUGACAGAAGGGCCUUGGUGGAGCGGACCAGGGCCCCCACAAACUCAAUUGUUAAAAACAAAGCUCUCUGAUUCUCUGUUGAUGGAGCUUAAAAAAAAAAUAGAUCACAUAAUUUCUAACUUGAUGACUACUUUGUCAAACAAUCCUUUGAAAGACGUUCAAAAGUUUAGCACUUGCAAAACUUUUCAUCAAAAAAACAAUAGCGUACAUUUUUGGAUGUUAUGGGUUCAUUUGGCUUGUUUGAUUAUGGCCUUAUCAAAUUAUAUAAUCUAUUGGCCAAAGAAGAAAUCAAGUUUCAAAGAUGUUUUGGAAUAUUGUGGUGAGAAUUUUCAUCAUGUAUUAACGAUUCUUUCUAAUUUAGGACCCGUGUCAAGUUGGAUUCCCCCACAAAUUCUCACAAUGCAAAGUAUUCUGAAAAUUUUGGGGCUAUGUAUCCAAGAUUCUACAACUGCAAAUGCUAAAGAAAAUUGGAGCCCAUAUGGAAAAAUAUUAUGGGAGAUGAUGAUUGACAAGUGGACACAUUGGAAUUGCAUACAAUCUUAUAUAAGUUGGUUGACCCUUGAAGCAUGUCAAAGUUGUUUGAAUAAUGUAUUCAACAAUUUCCAAAAGGAGUUGAAUGAGUCCAUUCAUUCAUAUUACUUUUCCCUUGAGAAUCAACUAAAUGUAAAAAAAUAUUUAUCAAAUGAUUUCGAAAUAUUUCAUUCUUCAAAGUUUUUUAAAAAGAAAGGAAUUGUAUUUCUUCAUUUGGUUGUAAUGCUAGUGAAACAAAAGAUUUGCACUUACAAUGAAAACUUUUGCAAAAGAAGUGAAUUGCAAUAUUUUUGUGACGAUGAUGCCUUGUGGUUCCUUCAAGAGAUUAUGAAUCCUAGUCACGGCCUUUUGUUUUUGGCUAUUAAAAAUAAGUAUACCAAAGAGUGUGAAGAAUGUGAAAUCAAAAAUCCCAAUCAAAAUUUUUCUCCGGAGAUUAUUUUUAAUAUUAAACAACAAAGUUUGAUCCUUCUUGCUCAAAUUUUCAGCCUGCAGUUCUUUGCUCUGAAACCACGAGCACUUAAAACAUGUGAUGUAACACACGCAAAUAUUUUCUUCACUAGAAAAUAUCUCAUGUCUUUUCUUAAUGUACUAUAUUGUAAUUUUGAAAAUGCUUAUACCAAAGUUUUGCAACAGCUUAGAUUUAAUUCAAUCUACUCCUCUCAAGGAUCCAGACCCGGAGAAAAUGAAAAUAAAUGUUCUUCUGUAUCAAAUGAACAAAACAGUUUUAAAACCAAUGAAAACAAUCAUGAAAUCAUUCAUUAUACAACAGAUCAAAUGUUGAGUUUAUGCUAUUCAUAUGCUCAUGUUCUCCUUGUUAUAGCUAAGAAUUUAAAUGAAGAUGGGCGCCUAAUCUUCAAAGAUUUGUGUAUAAUGGAUUUUCUUAUUCAUGAAAUUUCUUUAGAAUAUGAGUUUUCUCAUGUUGUAGAAUCCGAAUUGUUUUGUAAAGUAGGAGCAAAGGAAAAAUCCAAUUGCAUCAAUUUUCAAGUCACAACCUCAAGAAAAGAUGCAAAUAUGACAUAUAGUGGAUUGAAUAUCUCAAAUCCAAAGACUAGACCCAUAGAAAUGGAUUGUGCUCUUCCAAGUCUUGCUCAAGAAUACAACAUUGGAAAUUCAAUUUCAAUGUCCCCAAAACUUAUGGUACAAAAGAUCAUGGAAAAAAAUACUAUUACUAUGCAAAGUCCAAUUUUGAUACCUGAAGAGUGUAUACUAGAUUCAAAAAGAAUGGCUACAAUAUGUGACAAUAAUACUUUUGAAAAAAAAGAUUUGUUAAAAUCUUCUUGUAAUAAUAUCUUUGGUGAUAAAAACUUGAGUGUUGAAAAUAGUAGCAGUACAAAUAAAACUUCUAGAAAGUGUGAUUACACUAGUAAAAUUUUUGUAUAUAGUGGUCGAUUUUUUGACUUAAAUGAAGAAGUUGAACAAGAGCUUGCAAAAGAAGAUGAUGAAAAUCAUGAGGAAUCACAUUCUUCAAUAUUAAAUAUGUAUAAUGAAUAUAGUGAGUUUGAACAAGAGACAAGAUUUGCAAGUAUUGAAUCUAAUAACAAUGAGGAUUCUUCUAUUUCAUCAACUUCUACUAUAUUUAGUGAAAGAGUGGAGAAGGUCAUUCCAUCUAUGACAAAUUCUCGACCAAAGAUACCCAAGCUAAAUCUCACAAAUGCCUUUGAUAAAAAUCAAUCAAUAUUUGAAGAGCACCUUCAUGCGCAUAAAAUUGGGCAUAAUUUUCUUAAAGUUGAAAGUGAGGGUGACAAAUGGAACAUCCCAAGUCCAAGUCAAAUUUCUUGUGACAAUGAACGAUCCAAGAGGCCCAUCUAUCAUAAUCUAAGCUUACAUGUCAUUUUAUUGGAACUGAUUAUCUAUCUUAUGUUAAGCCCAGAAGGUACAUUAGAAGUGUUUUAUUGUGACCGUUUUCCAAUGGAAAGUCAAAAACUUAAUGCACCAUUUUACUUAUUUUACCAUAUCAACCACACAGUUAACGAGAAUGUUGUAAAAACUUUAGCAAAACGUUUGGAUGCUUCUCAUAAAUCUGCAUUCCAAAUCUUGAAAUUAACAUGGCAAGCUUUAUUUGAUUCAUCUGUUUAUACUAAUCGAACCCAAAUUGCACAAGGGGUUCAGUCUCAGACAGGAAAAGAUGGACCUUUUUUUUUAUGGGUUGUUACCAUUGGUUCUUAUAACAAGGAAAAAAUAAAUUAAAAGUUGAUUGACAUGCCUAAAGGUCCUCAUGACCCAUGUAAUUUUUUUGAUGUAUACUCGGAAGUUCAGAUUUUGGAAAGGUUUUUAGGUGACUUCCGAGUUUGUCAAAUCAUAGAUUAUGGUGUUGAACAUGAUGCCUUUGUGUUGGUUCUCAAGCACUACAAGUGCAAUUUGAGAGUGUGGCGACAACAACACACUUGCAAUAACUAUUGUGCCAACAACAAUCAAAAUUCAAUACUAAUAGAUGAGCAACAAGAUUCAAUGUUAGUGGAAGAAACAUCUAAUGGAUCUUUGCUUAAAAGGCUCCCUUUGUAUCUUGAAAUUUAUGGAGCAGUUCUUCAAGCUGUGAAGGCUUUAGAAGUGCAAAAUAUAGUACACUAUGAUUUGAAAUGUGACAAUUUCUUGUUAGAGCCUUUAGAAACCAUACAAUCAAAUGAAGAAUUUUGGCAACCACAAUGGCCUCCACAAGAUGCAACUUGUGCAAUUCCAUUUCGUGUUUCAAUAGCAGAUUUUGGUCAAAGCAAAGCUUCUUUUGUUCAAGGAGGGGAAUGCACAACCCGCAACCGAGGCACAGAAUGUGUGAAGAGCCCCGAGAUGUUGAAAUUGUUGAGCAGAAAUGCAAGUGCAUCGUGUGAAACAUCCUCAAGCGUGGAUGACAAAAUCACAAUUGGCAAGGCGGGUGACAUUUGGGGGCUUGGGUGCCUUUUGUAUGAGCUCUUGACUGGAGAGUAUCUUCUGUAUGACAAUGAUUGGGUUCGCUUUUUCAUGCGCGUGACUCAAGCUACGGAGGAACUCAUAUCAGAUGAGAAGGCUGAAAAAUUAGAUAAUUGUUCCCCCAUUAUUGAGUUUUUGCAAUUUAUUCUCGUUAGAGAUCCACAUUCUCGGCCAUCGUUACAAGAUCUUGUGGUGAAGCUUGAGCAACUCCAAGAAAAGCUAAAGAUUAAGACAAAGAUUGAUAGCACAAGGGAAGACAUAUUUGGUGAUGAAGAUGAUAUUAAUGUUUUUGAAAUUGAACAAGAAAAACCAUCUUGUGAGAUGAUUGUUAUCCCUACUAAAAUCCAACCAUUAAAAUGUGUAAAUAAUUCAUUGCAAAAAGGGUACCAAAUUCCUAGUGGUACCACUACUCUACCAAAAUGUAGUGUUUAUGGAAAUUUACAAGUACAAAAGAUAUGUGUAGAAAAGAAAAAAAGAUGGUUUGUUCAAUUUUGGCAAGGAUGUUUGGCAUGUUGUUGGAGGGGCAAAAACAUAGUGCAAUAGGUUAGAAAUAAUCAUUUUUGUUAUGAAUUCCAUGCUACAAAUGCUUCAGAAAAUGAGUCAAAUUUUUGUGUUGUUGAAUAUGAUUUAAUUUGAAGCGUACAUUAUUGGCUUUAUUUCAAUUCAA
Molecule: messenger RNA, 5447 nt
Organism: Physcomitrium patens
Lineage: Eukaryota; Viridiplantae; Streptophyta; Bryopsida; Funariales; Funariaceae
Source: RefSeq, a predicted model, not a curated record